ACAGCACUUUUGACGUCAGGAGUAAUCAUUCCAGCCUCUCAUCCGGGUCCUUCUGCUCCGCUCUUUAGUAUUCACUCCGUCCAGCAGAUCAUACAUGUAAACAGGAGCUCCAUCCGUCCGGGUUUUUUUUUACUUUCCUCCUUUCCCUGUCGAUCUUUAACUUCGCUGCCUCGAUGAUGUCCGCGCCGCCGCGGCUCAACAAGUCUCCGUGGUUUUACGCGCGUUAACGGUGGAUGGCUGCGGAAUGGAGAUCGCUUUGGUGAGCUUUGAGAACGGCGGCGCGAAAGGGAGCGGUGGAGGCGGCGGACACAAUGCCGAGGAGAGCUGCCGGAACGCGCUGGAUGUCCCUCAGUUCGUGCAGACUGGACUCGGAGAGGACUACGGAAAGGAGCUGAACACUAAGCAGCAGAACCACCCUCCUCUUCCUCCUCAGCUCCUCCAUCAGCAGCACAGCUCCUGGAAGAUCAACGACAUGAACAACACCUUCGGCUGCAGCGAGAACGCCAUGGAUGCGCUUUUACGCGCGGACCACAGUCCCCAUCUGUUCGAUGAGGACCUGCUGGACCUGGACAUGGACACGGAGAGCAACGAGAGGGUGCUCAUCAACAUUGCGGGGCUCAGGUACGAGACCCAGCUGGGCACCCUGAACCAGUUCCCGGACACCUUGCUUGGAGACCCCACCAAGAGGAUUAAGUACUUUGACCCACUGCGGAACGAGUACUUUUUCGACCGGAACAGACCGAGCUUUGACGGGAUUUUAUAUUUCUAUCAGUCCGGGGGGAAGAUCCGGAGACCCGUGAACGUGUCCAUCGAUGUGUUUGCGGAUGAGAUCCGGUUUUAUCAGCUCGGGGAGGAGGCCAUGGAGAGGUUCAGAGAGGAUGAGGGGUUUAUCAAGGAGGAGGAGAAGCCGCUGCCUCAGAACGAGUUCCAGAAGCAGGUCUGGCUCAUAUUCGAGUACCCGGAGAGCUCCAUGCCCGCGCGGGGCAUUGCCAUCGUCUCCGUUAUUGUCAUCACCAUUUCCAUCAUCACUUUCUGCCUGGAGACCCUUCCAGAGUUCCGGGACGAGAGGGAGCUUCCGGUCACCAGCCGGCCGGACAACAGCACCGCUCCCCGGCCCUCUCUCACCUUCACGGACCCCUUCUUCAUCAUAGAGACCACGUGCGUAAUCUGGUUCACCUUUGAGCUGUUUGUGCGCUUCUUCGCCUGCCCCAGCAAGUCCGAGUUCUCCAAGACGGUGAUGAACAUCAUCGACAUCAUGUCCAUCAUGCCGUACUUCAUCACGGUGUGCACGGAGCUGGCGGAGCAGCAGGGUCAGGAGCACCAGAACGGGCAGCAGGCCAUGUCCCUGGCCAUCCUGCGCGUAAUCCGCCUGGUGCGCGUCUUCCGCAUCUUCAAGCUUUCCAGACACUCCAAGGGUUUGCAGAUUUUGGGGCAAACUCUCAAAGCCAGCAUGCGGGAGCUGGGCUUGCUCAUCUUCUUCCUCUUCAUCGGAGUCAUCCUCUUCUCCAGCGCUGUGUUCUUCGCCGAGGCGGAUGAACCGGAGUCGCACUUCUCCAGUAUCCCAGAUGCGUUCUGGUGGGCCGUUGUUACCAUGACUACGGUGGGUUACGGAGACAUGCGGCCGGUGACAGUAGGGGGAAAGAUCGUGGGUUCGCUGUGUGCCAUCGCCGGUGUCCUCACCAUCGCGCUUCCGGUGCCCGUCAUCGUGUCCAACUUCAACUACUUCUACCACCGGGAGACGGACCAGGACCAGUCCUCGCUGAAGGACGAACCCAACAGCGGCAGGGCGAGUCCAGAACUUAAGCGCAAGGGGAGUAAAUCCUCCACGAAGUCGCAGCAGGACGCGGAGAACGACGCGGGGACUUCCCCUGGGGAGAAGGCGAACAUCAAAGCGAACAGCAGCAUGGACUUCAAGAGAUCACUGUACGCGUUCUGCCUGGACACGCGGGAGACGGACCUGUAGACUCACUUUAAAGAAAUAAUAUAUCAAUAGUUGUUUAGAGUAAUAACCCCCCCCCCACCCCCCCACCCAUUAAUGGGCUCUUAAGUCUUUGCACAUGGAGGAUCAACACAUUUGCAAUCCUGAAAAGUUUUAAGAGCGAUGGGGUUGAUUUAUAAAAAGCACAUUUUAAUCCCCAUCAUCCGCAGAGUGGAGGAGAAAAAACUGAGGAAGGAACUGCUGUCAGAGCAUGUGAUGCAACGGGUCCCUUUAAAAAACACACCUCACUCUGAGGAGGGUUCAGCUGCAGAUAAUCGAGAGGAUUAACACACACUCCUGUACAUAAAGUUCAGCAGAGCAACUAAAAGAAUUAAAAAGCCAAAUGUUAUUUUUCGUACCCUUCACUUAGUCAUGAUGUUUACGCUGGGAGCAGCAGAUGUACAUAUCGUCCCAAAAAGCCUCGCAUUUAUGAAUUGGAUUAUGGUGUUAUCGUAGAGAAGUCUAUUUUUGAGACCUGUUUUUCCUCCACUCAGGUUCUGGGACAGAAUAUCUCUUUAGUUUUUAAUAACGAGGCUCUCAGAGGACCGGAAACAGAAGCUUUUUAGCCUUGUUUAUGAUUUUUAAACUGAAGAACAUUUAGAAAACAAACACAAAGGACAUCGAGUGGAAGUACACUGCUGAGCGAAAGACCAGAGACGAGGACAGAGCAGAGACUGUCUGGAGAGACCGAGCCACACAGACACCAGAGAGUCGACGCCCUGCCCUCCGAUCAUCAGGAGAGUCGAUCCACCCGGAGGACCCCCCCCACCCCAGCCCCACAAACACAGGAAACUGCUGCUGCACUUCAAAAAAUCAGCACCUCCCCUUUUUCUGGAAAAUCUGUGCCUUCAACCAAAAAAUUCACCAGUGAUACUUCUGAAGCUUUUUUAGUUGUUUCUUUGGAGCAGAGGAUUUAUCUGCCUGAUGUAGGAGGGCCUGGGAUCCCAUCGUCUCUCUGGAAGUAAAACAAAAUAAUAUAAAAACAACCUAUCCAGGAAAUGCAAAUCAUUUUGACGUCCUAACGUGUUCUUUUUUUGUUUGUUUUUCUACAAAUUGUGUCAGUGAUUUCCUUCAUAUCGGAAGAAAAUCCCUCGCUGUGCAAUAUCCGUCCAUAUCUCUGUGAAGGUGUCGUGUGACUCUGGACGAACUUUUUGGUUUUAUUUUUGUAAACAAUGCUUUUCCUGAUUUCUAUUUUUCUAAAAUGCUGAAAGACACACGGAGCGGAUGGAUGGAUAUUAAUAUUUAAAUAAAAAAAAGAUCAUCUGAACACGUUUUAAGGGAGAGACGAUGUUUGGGUUGAAUAUUUGUCCGAGUUUAGUUUUUCCUCGACUGCACCCCCUCCAGCUCUAACCCAGAGCCAAAGCCAUAGCCUAUCUCAGAUAAAAGAAACACAAAUCAGUGUCCCGAACACAGCGCGAUGCAUUCAGGGUCCCACAGACGGACUCCACGGGCUCCUGGAAGCUGUUGGAUUUUGCGAGUGACGUUUUGAUUUCUACCGUAUGUUCAGGGGCUUGAAUCUAAAGUAUUUAGUAUUUCUCUACCUUUGUGUGGCCUGUUCUUCUUCUUGCUGUUAUUUUGUACUUUCUCCUACAUAUCAACCAAGAAACUAUAAGUGGCAUGAGUAUGUGUGUGUCAGUGAGAACAAUGAAUGAGUGUGUUUGGCAGAAUGGGAGGUGAAAUAUUGUAAAUUCUCAAAUAAAACCAGAACUACGAGGGCAUUUGAAAGGCUGUUGCCAAAAGGUGUAAAAUGGAGUGUGUAUCCGCCUCGUGAUUCGGAUCUUCUCCAAAUGUUCACAGGUUCUUCUUUAGCCAAUGUUACAUCCUUCCAUCAAUUUUCAUGAAAAUCAGGUCUUUCAUUUUUCUGUAAUGCUGUGAAUUCUCAAAUAAAACCAGGAUGUUGGCCAAGCUUCCGCAAAGGCCGUUGCCAUAAAGUGUACAUUGGAGUGUGUAUCCGCCUCGUGAUUCGGAUCUUCUCCAAAUUUCCCCAAGUUCGUACUAAGCCAAUUUUACAUUGUUGCACCAGUUUUCAUGAAAAUCGGACCGUUGGUUUUCUGUAAUCCUGCUGAUGAACUAAACCAAAAACACGACCUCCUUGGCCGACUGAGAUCAGUUUGAAGUCGAUCGUUUGAGGUUUUUAAAUCCAAAUUGAAAGAUGUAGUGCUCUUUUGUAUGUUUAAACCCUUACAUGACCAACUCUGCAAACAUUAAAAGAUCUUUCGCAAAUCAAAUAUCUUUAAUAUACCAUUCAUCCCGCAUGAUUAGGAGAAUGCAGCUUUAGCCCCUUAGAUGUGUGCCUUGUUAGCUAAGUUAUGUCGCUGUUAGCUUAGCUACCCGUAGAUUUGGUGUACUAAUGUUAGCUGUCGUUCACAAACCACGGAGAAUCUAACUUACUUCUUAAGAUAAUGUGAAGCCAAUGUAAGAACAAAGACUGAUCAAAAAUCUAAAUAAAGAACAGUUUGUAAUAUUCCUGUAUCGCAUUAUGCUGGAAAAUCUAAAUACUAAAAGUAAAUAAAAGUCUUUCAAAAGAAGUGACGGGGUAAAGAGUACGAUGAACCGCUGUGAGGCUUUUAUUGUGAAAAAAGAGGACGUUAACACUGAGUAAAACAUACUUUAAAAAAGUCAAAUUCCUGUGAAUGUUUCACAAUAGAAGUCUCCCAAAGGUAGUGAAGGUAUUAUACUACUAUUGUAAUGCUUUUAAAACAGAUCAGGAACAAUGGAUCUGAUCAAAUGCACACAAGUAUUUAUUCAAACUAGUUUUUCUACUUUAGUCUGGAGCCGCUGUUUGAGAAUUUACAGUACUUCCUGUUUUAUUGUUUCAACCCUGUUUUCCAGAGUUGUGAAAAGUGUUCUGUGUUUCCUCGAAGCUGCUAUCCCUGUACUGUGUAGACCGGAGAAGUCCAGCCUUAUCCCUGAAGUCCUACAAACUCCCUCUGUUAGCUGUCCAUACCUCACACCAACACACUUUAUUAUUAUCAGCUGAAUAAUAAUUAUUAAAAUGCAUCUGUGGUUCAGUUUGUGCCUUCAAGGGAAUCAUCGUUUUACUUUUGAGAAGUUUUCAUUCAAAAGAUUCUGUUGUGUUCAGGAGAAGUACAUUUGUUUAAGAUGCAUGUCUGUUUCUUUCUUUGUGUUUGUUUAACAUUGUGUAUUCAUCCAUGAGUGAGGAUUGAAGAGAUCAUAUUUAUUAUGUGGCAUCAGAUGUUUGGGACCCAAUAUCAGGAAUAUCUUUCAUCAAAAGUCUCUGCGCACAUCAACACCUCACACGGUUCUCCUGGUUCCAUAUUAUUCUCCAGAUAAUCACAAUAGCUCAAAGACAGAUGUCUCUUACCUUCCCCUGAGGAAGAUCCUUUGUGCUUUUAUUGUUCGAUGGCAGAAUACAAGAAGGAUUUCAUUUGAGAUAACAUUGAUUUUUUUUCUAACUCUGGUUAAUUUUCAUAUGGUUUUCUAACGUGUUUCCUCCAAAAUGCAUCAUAAUCCUAUGAUAAUCCAACCCUCACCCAAACCCAUUACCACAUAAAUACUUGAGAGAGAAAUGUUGGAGUCAUUUGCAGCAACACACUUUUGAAGUAUGAACAAUAAUAAUAUCUACUAAAUAUAAUUAGCAAAGAAUUAUUAUGUACUAUGAUAAGUUAGGCUCCCCAGCAGUACUGUAUAUAAAGUGAUCAACACGAGCUCGGUUUUCAGAGGCUCAGAAACUUGUUGUUGAAUCAGCAGGAGAGCUAGUUAACGUUAGCUGUUAGCUGUAAGUUAUUAGCAGUCGGUAAACGAGGUUCCAUAGUAUUGGUCGGAGUUCAAGCUCUAUUCAGUAAAAAUGAAUAUUUAUCUAAGGUAGCAUAAAACAUUUAUAUUAGUAUGCGUCUUGUCGAACAUAUCUUUUUUAAGAAACUUGAAUAAAUACAGUUUUAUAGAAAUUGCGACCUGGUAAAGUUGCUCACAAAACCAGUCUGCUAACGGUAACUACAGAGUGUAUGUUGAAGUAUUUUUCAUUUGUUUAUAGCGUAAUAUUCAUUGAUGAAAACACAGUUAUUUAUAUUUAUAAAAUGCACAAAAUGUAAAACCUGAGAUCCCGUCAGAGGCACAAACUGGAUCUUACCAAUCUUUCUUGUUUCAAUCAAAUCAAACAUUUUGCAGCAUUUUUUAACAUUUCUUGAAAGCGACUGAUUCUAGGCGUUCCUGCAAAGUAUUUAUUAUUAUUUAUAUUUUUUUGUAAUGCAUGGUUUUGAUUGCACACCGCCCUUCGUUCAUAUCCACCCGGGGGUGUUGUGUCCUGCCAACAUGUAGUGGAGGUAGUUUCCUUUCUGUGUGGAGUCCGUAUAGACUUUGCUGCCUGUUGCGUGUGAAAUACCCGUGAAGCUGCCUCCGUCCACAUCAAGUACCUUUAUACCAACACCGAUCCCCAAAACAAAACGCUGCCAAAUUGGUCUGAAUAAGCCAAAAGUUUUUUCUGACGUUCUCUGUGUAUAAGUGGUUUAAGUGUAUCACAUGUUAAACCUCAUCCCGUUUAAUGUUACAUUGUGUUUUUAACAAAAAAGAAUCCUGUUUGUUAAACUGUUGAUAAUAUAUGCAGAAGAGUUAUGAAAUAAACUGAAACAAACUCA
This is a messenger RNA of Eleginops maclovinus (Patagonian blennie), 6573 nucleotides long. Its product is annotated as potassium voltage-gated channel subfamily A member 1. The record is from RefSeq and is a predicted model, not a curated record. Gene Ontology annotation, biological process: potassium ion transmembrane transport; protein homooligomerization. Gene Ontology annotation, cellular component: membrane; intercalated disc; voltage-gated potassium channel complex. Gene Ontology annotation, molecular function: protein binding; delayed rectifier potassium channel activity. Lineage: Eukaryota; Metazoa; Chordata; Actinopteri; Perciformes; Eleginopidae.